AUGCCAACAAGAGAAGAAAUCCGCAAGCAACAGGAGUCUUUGCCAAUAUUUGAUCAUCGCGAUGGAUUGAUGGAUGCCAUUCAAAACAAUAACAUCCUAGUGAUCAUUGGUGAGACUGGAUCAGGAAAGACUACUCAGCUGCCUCGAUACAUUAUUGAGGAGUUUAGAGGCAUGCGAAUUGGCGUAACACAGCCACGUCGAAUUGCUGCAAUCUCGGUCGCUAAGCGGGUCGCAGAAGAAUAUGACUGCAGGCUCGGUAGUACUGUGGGAUAUACGAUCAGAUUUGAUGACAAAACCUCUUCUAGAACGCAUCUAAAGUACAUGACAGAUGGCGUCCUUCUGCGUGAGGCAACUGUGGACCCUUUGCUGGAGAAUUACGAUCUUAUCAUUAUUGAUGAGGCCCAUGAGAGGACUGUAGAGACUGAUGUUUUGUUCGGCUUACUAAAGAGAGCAAGGUCAAAACGACCUAGCUUAAAGCUGCUAGUCAUGAGUGCAACACUUGAUGUCACAAAGUUCUCAGACUUUUUUGAUGAGUGUCCCAUCUACAAAAUCCCUGGAAGGACCUAUCCUGUAGAAAUCCUACAUUCUCGUGACAAUAUCAAACUUGGCACUCUCAAAUCUACAUAUGUGACCAAGGCUGUGGAAACUGUGAUGCACAUUCUGAAGAAGGAAAUCCAUCCUGGUGAAGUAGGGGAUAUACUCGUUUUCCUAACAGGGCAACAGGAGAUUGAAAGAGCCUGCCAAGACCUGAAGAGAGCUGUCCUAGACUACCAAAAGGAGCAAAGAGAGGAGGGUCAUAAUAGAGACCAAACCGCUACCUCCACAUCCAUAUCCAAACACACAGCCAUUGAUUUGGAUCGGCUACAAAUAUUGCCACUCUAUGCCUCCUUAGAGAUGUUAGAUCAAGCUGCAAUUUUUGGUCCGACGCCCCGUAACUCUCACAAAGUCAUAUUUGCCACUAAUAUUGCCCAGACCAGUGUAACUAUCCCCAACAUCCGGUUCGUCGUUGAUUCUGGCUUUGUGAAGCAAAAAAUGUAUGAUCCAUCAACGGGAAUGGACGCGCUGUUGGUUGUGCCCAUCUCCAAGGCUGCAGCAGUACAGAGAGCUGGACGAGCAGGAAGAACUAGGGCGGGCAUAUGCUUCCGACUCUACACAAGGGAGUCUUACAUGACCGAAAUGGAAGAUGAAACCGUGCCUGAAAUCAAGAGGACAGGCCUGACAGGCACAGUCCUCUCAUUAAAGCAACAGGAGAUUGUGGACGUGAAUGGGUUUGAAUUUAUGGACCGCCCUGGCCAAGAGGAACUCAGUGCCGCGUUACGUGAAUUGUAUCUGGUGGGCGCCAUUGAUGCUGAUGGGCGAAUGACCGAAAUAGGUCGUAAAAUGGUCAAGUACCCUGUUAAUCCUCUCCUAGCUAGAUCACUUGUUGAAGCAAAGGAGAUUGGCUGCUUGGAAAAGGCGAUCAUCAUUGUCGCCAUGCUUUCAGUAGAAGAGCCGUUUUAUCUUCCACGUAAAGCAGAGGAGCAGGAUGCUGCACGCGAUGCUCACGUAAAGUUCUAUCACUCUUCUGGUGACCAUUUGACUCUCAUGAAUGUGUUUGAUGCCUGGCGAGAAACAAACUAUUCAAAGGAUUGGUGCCAUGAAAAUUAUCUCAACAUCUCUCAGCUGCAUCUCGCAAGGAGUAUUCGCUCACAGCUACAAGACAUUGUCGAUCGCGACAAGGAGAGUGAAAAGAGACAAACUGAUCGGAAACAUGAUGACAGCGCAGACAAUAAUAAACCUGCAGAAACAUCGGUCAAUAAAGACCCAAAGCAAGUGUCCUCGCAAUCAUCAUCCUCCUCACGUACGAUUCUUCAGGCUUUCAGCCAGGGCUAUGGCAUUCAUCUAUCCAAGAAACACCAUCACCGGCAAAUGUUUUAUCACUACCUUGCAUCAACCCUAUCUGCUUCUGCGGGAGCUGGAAGUGCUCAAUCAAGCUCGCUCCUGGCAUUACACACUUCUCCGCUUUCAGCCUUAUAUCUUGAUGAAGAACGAUCAAUGACGAAACAUGGAAGGAAAGUAGCUAAAGGUUUGGAAUGGAUCAUUUACCAUGAAGUCGUCUACCAUGUAAAGGCAGUGAUGCGCUACGCCAGUAAAGUCGAUAUCCGGUGGGUGAAGGAAACAAUGGACCGUGCCAAGAUUUAUGGCCAGGGAAAGGUAUAUCUAAACGGUGAGAGAUCUGAAGAGCGUUCUAGCAGUACCAAUCAAGAAGAUGGUAGCACAAAUGAGGCAAGUAUGGCCGAUAAUAAGAGAAGUAUAACAGUAGAUGCGGGGGAUGGAGAAUCAGCCGAGCAAGCGAAAAAGCGUGCAAGAUUAGAAAUGGUCGAGGCAGCGAGAAAGAGGGCUAUAGAGAGGCGUCAGAACCAGUAA
Molecule: messenger RNA, 2406 nt
Organism: Lobosporangium transversale
Lineage: Eukaryota; Fungi; Mortierellomycota; Mortierellomycetes; Mortierellales; Mortierellaceae
Product: P-loop containing nucleoside triphosphate hydrolase protein
Exons: 5
Coding region: 1-2406 (801 amino acids)
Cellular component (GO): intracellular anatomical structure
Molecular function (GO): ATP binding; RNA binding
Source: RefSeq, a predicted model, not a curated record